Pygocentrus nattereri (red-bellied piranha) is the source of this 1999-nucleotide messenger RNA. It is a transcript of the gene phf6, whose product is annotated as PHD finger protein 6. NCBI's taxonomy places the organism in Eukaryota, Metazoa, Chordata, Actinopteri, Characiformes, Serrasalmidae. The transcript has 11 exons. The record is from RefSeq and is a predicted model, not a curated record. Bases 212 to 1306 code for a protein of 364 amino acids. Gene Ontology annotation, cellular component: nucleus.
UUUUGCAGUAAGCCAAGCCUAUGCAACGUAACUUGAAUGCUCCGCAAUGGCUACAAUCAAUCUGCAGCCGUUCAGCGCUCAGUAGAAGGAAGGACGCGCACCACCAACCUCCUGUUUGCCCUGUUCAACGGGAUAACGUGGUACAAACACACCUCAGCGAACUGUUCUCUGGCAACAUCGUUCCCUUGUCACAGUGUGGAAAAAACCAGCCAUGUCUGGGCAAAAGAAAGGAGUUUCAGCGCGUUUGCGAAAAUGUGCCUUCUGUAGAACUAACCGAGACAAGGAGUGUGGCCAGCUACUAGUAUCAGACAACCAGAGGGUGGCAGCCCACCAUAAAUGCAUGCUCUUCUCCUCUGCGCUGGUGACAUCUCACUCAGACAGUGAAAACAUUGGGGGAUUUUCUAUUGAGGAUGUGAAGAAAGAAAUCAAAAGAGGAAACAAAUUGAUGUGCUCAUCUUGCCAUCGGCCUGGGGCUACCAUAGGCUGUGACGUUAAGACGUGCCGGCGGACGUACCACUACUACUGUGCCCUCUGGGACAAGGCACAGACCAAGGAGAACCCCUCGCAGGGCAUAUACCUUGUUUACUGUCGCAAACAUCGAGAAGCCUCCCAAGACGCUAGUGAUGAGGAGCAAGGAGUUGCAGUCAACGAUUCAGAUUCAUCUCCCCCACGAAGCAGAGGGAGAGGGAGAUUUGAGAAGAGCAAAAUCAGAGGAGUACCACGCGGCCAGUCAGAUGACACCCGCUCAACCUCUUCGCAAGGCAUUGAUGAAAUGGAGAGCUCUUCAAAUCGAGAUCGGUCCCCACUGAGGGGAAGCCCCAGUGAGUCAGGCCUUCGCUGUGGUUUCUGCCAUGCUGGUGAUGAAGAGAAUGAGACUCGUGGCGUUCUUCAUUCUGACAAUGGGAAAAAAGUUGCCGCCCACUACAAAUGCAUGCUUUUCUCUUCGGGAACUGUACAGCUCACUACCACCUCACGAGCAGAAUUUGGCAACUUUGACAUCAAAACAGUCAUACAAGAAAUAAAGAGAGGAAAAAGAAUGAAAUGUACCCUGUGUGGCCAGCUUGGAGCUACCAUUGGAUGCGAGAUAAAAGCCUGCGUGAAAACUUACCACUACCACUGUGGCCUUCAAGACAAGGCCAAAUACAUAGAGAACAUGGCCAGAGGCAUUUACAAACUGUACUGUAAGAAUCACAGUGGAAAUGAGGAGCGGGAUGAAGAGGAUGAGGAGCGGGAGAGUCGCAGUAGAGAAAAGGCUGCCAACAACCAGGGGAGAACCCCUCCUCUGCCUCAAGUCAAUGGCAACUAGAUUAUGAAGGCCGAUGAGGGGGGAAAGGACAAGUUAUUUUUGUAUUGUGCUCAAUUAGAACAUAGGAGCCAGCUUACAACAUCGACCGUUUUAAUUUUCCCUCUCAUCGCCAGAAGUCCUUUAACCAUUGACAACUGGCCAUACAUUUCUAUGCCUUUUUCUGAAUAAUUCAAGGACAUCACAAAUAAGACUGGAGAGUCCAGUUUGUUCCAAAAUCCCACUGAACUCAAUGAGGUGCUUUUCAGAACAGUCCUACGCAGUGACUUUUGAAAGGAAGAUCCUCGUUAACAGUGUAUGUCAGUUCAAGACAAGGCUCAUUCAGUGUCAAACAACCUGCUUCAGUCAGUGUGGGAUAAUACGUGAGUUGCUGUAUAUCUGAAGCUCACGUGACUGGACCAAUGGAUGCUUUCUUCCCAGUUUCUUUCUUGACAAACUGCUCUUUCACCGGACCCAUUUUUGGAGACUGCCUUCUGAUUGUUUUUACUGUCUCUUCCAAAUUCUGAAGUUUAAUAAGCCUAUCGCUGUAAUUUUCUGUCAAAGGAUUGACAUUCUCUUUACCUCUUACUUUCUCUUGUAUCAUGUAUUAUAUUUUACUACUGUAUUAUAUUCAUGAGUAAUGUUGAAUAUCUGUGGCUUCCUUUAUAGUCUUGAGUCAGGAUUAAAGAUCAUUGGCUAGCAUGCACUUUUCUUUAA